Spodoptera littoralis (African cotton leafworm) is the source of this 414-nucleotide messenger RNA. Lineage: Eukaryota; Metazoa; Arthropoda; Insecta; Lepidoptera; Noctuidae. The record is from the annotation of a GenBank genome assembly.
AUGUUGUGCGUAAGACAAGAAAUAGGUACCUCCACAAUAUUGCAUGGUGACAACUAUUGGAAUUGUAUACAGCGUGAAGUUGUGGAAGAUAAGUAUAGAAAAUGCGGGCUUAUGAACAUAAUCCAACAUAUAGACAUAUGUGGCUCAUAUAAAACGACUUACAGAGAGCAGUAUCGAACAAAAUCAGGCUUUAAUAAAAACGAAGUUUUAGUGACUUCAAUCUCAAGUACACCGAGCUCACCGGCCCAUGUUACACCAAACGCGUCACUGAAACAAGUAGACUCCAAAAUAAGUAGGUUUUCAAUUGUAACAAAAGUUUCUGGUCUUUAUCCUGGAAACGACAUUUUAUCGAAACGUCCGAAAAAAUACAAACUUGUUGGGAACAAAUCAUCUUAUUUAACUGUGCCUAAAUAA